AUGCCCCGCUCCCGGCAAGCCGCUCGGUUUCCGAGCGAGGCCCCAUCCGAGACCUCCAGCUCGACCUCCCCAGAUCGCACCGUCGAUGACGAUACCGACUUCUUCACAGCCCAAGCAAACGAUUCGCAAUCAUCCAUCGGCGUCGCAAACAUCCGGGACUCCAGUCACCAUGACCAGUACGUCGCUUUACCGCCCAUCGGACGUCUCCCCCCGGAGAUCUUGAUUGCAAUCUUUGCCAAACUGAGCUCGCCAGCGGACUUGCUUAGCUGCAUGCGGGUGUGUCGUGGUUGGGCAGCGAACUGUGUGGGGAUCCUUUGGCACCGGCCGUCGUGCAACAACUGGAAAAACAUGAAGAGCAUCGCCGACUCCGUGGGCGAGGCCGAUAGUAUCUUCGAGUACUCGGCGCUGAUCCGACGGCUGAAUCUCUCGGCGUUGGCGGAUGAUGUCAGUGACGGCACUGUCAUGUCUUUCGCCCAGUGCAAACGGAUCGAGCGCCUUACCUUGACGAAUUGCUCCAAACUUACGGACACAGGGGUGUCGGACCUGGUUGAUGGGAACCGUCACCUCCAAGCGCUAGACGUGUCGGAGCUUCGUUCCCUGACAGACCACACCCUCUACACGGUGGCGAGGAACUGCCCUCGGUUGCAGGGGCUGAAUAUCACGGCCUGUGCCAAGGUGACGGACGAAUCUUUGAUCAUUGUCUCACAGAAUUGUCGACAGAUCAAGAGGUUGAAAUUGAACGGGGUUGGCCAAGUGACGGAUAAAGCGAUCAUUUCGUUUGCGCAGAAUUGCCCUGCGAUCCUUGAGAUCGACCUGCAUGAUUGCAAACUCGUCACCAAUGCUUCCGUGACUUGUCUGAUGGCAACUCUUCCCAAUCUUCGUGAACUGCGACUGGCGCAUUGCAGCGAAAUCGACGACACCGCAUUUCUGGAGCUUCCAAAGCAUCUCUCUAUGGAUAGUCUCCGUAUUCUAGAUCUCACAGCUUGCGAAAAAAUCAAGGACGACGCAGUGGAGCGCAUUGUUCAGUCAGCGCCUCGUUUACGAAACCUUGUCCUAGCCAAAUGUCGGCAGAUCACCGAUCGCGCGGUCUGGGCGAUCUGCAAGCUUGGGAAGAAUCUACACUACGUCCAUCUUGGUCAUUGCUCCAAUAUCACGGAUUCUGCCGUCAUCCAGCUGGUCAAGUCCUGCAACCGCAUUCGGUACAUCGAUCUGGCGUGCUGCAACCUUCUCACCGACCUUAGCGUGCAGCAGUUGGCAACGCUGCCCAAGCUACGACGGGUGGGUCUAGUUAAGUGCCAACUGAUCACGGACGUUAGCAUCAGGGCCCUUGCUCGGACGAAUGUAUCACACCAUCCGCUGGGAACCAGUAGCUUGGAGCGGGUCCAUCUAAGCUACUGUGUCCAAAUAACGCAGAGGGGUAUUCACGAGCUGCUCAACAACUGUCCUCGUCUCACCCACCUGAGUCUCACUGGCGUGCAAGAGUUCCUGCGAGAGGAGCUUACCGUAUUCUGUCGCGAGGCACCUCCAGAGUUCACCAACCAGCAGCGGGACGUCUUCUGUGUCUUCAGCGGCGAGGGCGUCAACCGGCUCCGAGACUUCCUUAACCGAACCAGCUCUCCCAUACGCGAUAUGACUGAGGCGACGAUGUACGACGAUGACGAAGAAUUAGAAGAGGACGAGGGCCAAGUGACUGGCCUCUUGCAUGCGACCGCGAUUCACGACGCCGACGAAUACACGGAUAUACCCGAUAGUCAGACCGAUACCCUGCCUACGACUUGA
This is a messenger RNA of Aspergillus terreus NIH2624, 1779 nucleotides long. RefSeq names its product putative ubiquitin ligase complex F-box protein GRR1. Bases 1 to 1779 code for a protein of 592 amino acids. The transcript has 3 exons. Gene Ontology annotation, molecular function: protein binding. Lineage: Eukaryota; Fungi; Ascomycota; Eurotiomycetes; Eurotiales; Aspergillaceae. Gene Ontology annotation, cellular component: SCF ubiquitin ligase complex. Gene Ontology annotation, biological process: SCF-dependent proteasomal ubiquitin-dependent protein catabolic process. The record is from RefSeq and is a predicted model, not a curated record.